AUGGAGAGGGAAGCUCUUCUUCCAAUCCCUGCCUGUUGUAACCUGAGCCUUCAAAAUAGACGAAGAGACAGAGAGAACUCCAUGGCGAACGGUGGUCAUAAUAUUACAAAUGGCGUAGGUCCGACUUCCGGAGGACUUUCCAGAGAAGAAAGACGUCGUCGGCGUCGAGCUACUCAAAAAUACAGAACCGCCCACGCUACACGAGAAAGAGUCCGAGUGGAAGCUUUCAAUCUCGCAUUCUCCGAACUUCGAAAGCUGCUGCCAACUUUACCCCCGGAUAAGAAGCUGUCGAAAAUUGAAAUACUACGUUUGGCCAUUUGCUACAUAGCUUAUCUCAAUCACGUGUUGGAAGCGUAA
This is a messenger RNA of Orussus abietinus, 357 nucleotides long. Its product is annotated as helix-loop-helix protein 1. The transcript is spliced from 3 exons. The record is from RefSeq and is a predicted model, not a curated record. Bases 1 to 357 code for a protein of 118 amino acids. Gene Ontology annotation, biological process: regulation of transcription by RNA polymerase II. Gene Ontology annotation, molecular function: protein dimerization activity; DNA-binding transcription factor activity, RNA polymerase II-specific; RNA polymerase II cis-regulatory region sequence-specific DNA binding. Lineage: Eukaryota; Metazoa; Arthropoda; Insecta; Hymenoptera; Orussidae.